Messenger RNA from Lacerta agilis (Sand lizard), 2042 nucleotides. It is a transcript of the gene COQ10B, whose product is annotated as coenzyme Q10B. Gene Ontology annotation, biological process: ubiquinone biosynthetic process; cellular respiration. The record is from RefSeq and is a predicted model, not a curated record. The transcript is spliced from 5 exons. Gene Ontology annotation, cellular component: mitochondrion. NCBI's taxonomy places the organism in Eukaryota, Metazoa, Chordata, Lepidosauria, Squamata, Lacertidae. Gene Ontology annotation, molecular function: ubiquinone binding. The coding region runs from base 68 to 757 and encodes 229 amino acids.
GUGGAGGAAGGGUUGGGAUGGGGGCCGGGAGGGAGACCUAAGCGGCGGCGGCGGCGGAGGGUCGACUAUGGCGCGGAGCGGCCGGGCCGUUGGGAAGGUGCUCGCCGCGCGGCUGGCCUUGACUCCGCGGAGAGCCGCUCUCAGGCAUUUGACUUCUUGGGAAAUUUUGUUGAGCAAGGCCCCUCUGCUUCAAGUACCUGGAACGCACUGUGUUUUUUCAAGAAGAACUUUCUUCAACAUUACUUCACCAUUUGGGAACAAAAGGAAAGAAUAUUCAGAAAGAAGAAUUAUAGGGUAUUCUAUGCAAGAAAUGUAUGAAGUGGUAGCAGUUGUAAGCGAAUACAAGAACUUUGUGCCAUGGUGCAAAAAGUCAGAUGUGUUAUCCAAGCGCUCAGGAUAUUGCAAGGCACACUUAGAAAUUGGAUUUCCUCCUGUGUUAGAGAAAUACACUUCGGUUUGUACACUAGUGAGACCUCAUAUGGUUAAGGCAUCAUGCACAGAUGGAAAACUAUUUAAUCAUCUGGAAACAGUGUGGCGCUUCAGUCCAGGAAUCCCUGGCUAUCCAAGAACGUGUACCUUGGAUUUUUCAAUUUCUUUUGAGUUUCGUUCCCUUCUACAUUCUCAGCUUGCCACACUGUUCUUCGAUGAAGUUGUUAAGCAGAUGGUUGCAGCAUUUGAAAGAAGAGCGUCCAAGUUGUACGGUCCAGAAACAAUCAUACCUCGAGAGCUAAUGCUGCACGAAGUGCAUCACACAUAAAAGGGGGGAAGUAGUCAAACUACUUGGACAUCGUGUUUUUACAUGAAGUGUUCUCUCAUGUGGGCUUCCAGUUACAUGGGAUUUUGAAAAUUAUGUAUAAUACUACUGUACAACACAGGCCUGUAAGAUGCAGAUGUAUAUAAUAUAAAGCUUCAAUCAAGUGCAAUUAUAAGGUGCUGAUAAAGAGUGGCAGCUAUAAACUACACCAAAAUUGCCUUCUUCCUCUUGCCAGUUUUUAUGAAACUCAGCACUACGUCUACUGCCUAAUGUUUUGCAGUGUUUCUAAUAUUUACUAUUGGAAUCAAGUUUUAAGUUAUUAGUCUUUCAAAUGCAUAUUUAAGUUAUUUUUGCUAUUCAGGAAAAGCUUUAAAUUAGCACAUAUAAUUCUGAGAAAAAAAUUCUCAGUAUGUGUAACUAUACUUAGUAUGGAAUGUUUAGUGUGUAAGUGGAAUGAAUCCUAUAUAAAGGGCUCUUUUAAUCAAUAAACAUGUAUAACAUUGCCAUGUGCUUUCACAAGAUUCUAAUAGGUAAAUCUGUUGGGAGUCAUGAAUUCAAACUUUAAAGUGACUUGAGAUUCACAGACCUAUUUGUAUAUUACAGUACAACUUUGCUAGGAUAAAACAUACUAUUCCCUUUGUCUAGACUAGAGCAAGUUUUUUGGGAAAUCCUCUCUACAGCUAGCACUGAAUUUUGCCAUUUUCCAAAGCUGUGUAACUGGCUGUGCAGCUCAAUGUAUCCUUUUCAACAGAUUCCUAAAACUGUUUCCUUUAACUAGGAAGAGUCUUUAAAAUUUAGGCAACACAAUCAAGACAAGCUGUGGCAUUUUAUCUUGAGUGAUGCUAAAUACACUGGGUUGCACAAAUUUAAAGUAAUAAAGCAAAGAAUGUAGCUGCCUAAACUUUAAUAGCUCUUGAGCAAGAAGAAGUACAACCUUGGGCCCUCCAAAUUUGAGCAAAACCAGCAAAAAUUCAUACAGCUGAUGGCAAAGGAACUAUUUAGGCUGACCUCUCUCCCAUUCCUAGAAAAAAAAGGUUUAAGAACGAUUGGCAUCUGGCUCUGUACUCCAAGAAAUGUUUUCAGGCUCACAUACCCGAUACAAAACAGGAUUGAGUUGCGAAUAAGUGAAUACAUUUCAUACUUUUUUGAGCAAUCUUUUAUUACAUAAAGUUGUCACAUAAUUGUAUAUUUGUCUACUUUGUACACAAUUUUUAUUCAGUCUUGCACACAAUGGCUUCUGCAUGUCCUAGUGAUAGCAAGCACCAAUAAAAGUCUGAUUUUAACAGAA